GUCAGCAUAUCCUACUGCAAGUGUUCCCUAGCACCACUCCAACUCAUUAAGUGUGGAUUAUUUGCAUAUACUCCUGUUGCUUCCUCUCUUGCAAUGGACAUUUGUGUUUUGGAGCUCGUUAAAAAUCUGUUUGUCUGGAUGACUCCCAGCUCAACUGCAUGGUGUGAAGCACUGGAAAUCUUUGGAGUGAUCGAGGUUAUAAAUUGA
Molecule: messenger RNA, 207 nt
Organism: Suillus plorans
Lineage: Eukaryota; Fungi; Basidiomycota; Agaricomycetes; Boletales; Suillaceae
Exons: 1
Source: RefSeq, a predicted model, not a curated record